Paramecium octaurelia is the source of this 2363-nucleotide messenger RNA. NCBI's taxonomy places the organism in Eukaryota, Ciliophora, Oligohymenophorea, Peniculida, Parameciidae. The record is from the annotation of a GenBank genome assembly.
AUGAUCUAAACAAUUGAUCAAUAGUGGAAUAAUAAUGCAAAAUUUAAAUAAGAACUUUUAUAACAAUAUAUAAUAAUUGACACAGAGAUUGAGAUAAAACCUAGUGAAAAUUAGUUUUACGAAGUUUUUAACUGCAUAACGUCUCCCAAAGAUACUAUGCCUGAAAACUUCAAAAAAAAUUUUCCAAAACAAUUUAAUUCAAUUAUGAGAGAUUAAAAUGGUUGGAAAAUGCUUUAUAAAGAACUCUAUGUUUUAAUAAAACAAGAAAUUGACUAUUAAAAAUAUGGACCUCCUGAUCAAUAAGGGAAUCAAAAUAAUAAAGAAGAUGAAACUAUUUCAUCUUUUAAUCCUUAUAUAAUUACAAGUAUAAUUUAAAAGGUUGAAAAUAACAUUAAAAUUAAAUAUAACAAUUAAUUUGCUUAAUAUGGUCUAAUUUUAACUGAUGUUGGAGAAAGAUGCAUCUUUUAUUAUUCUAUGUUAAUUAUAUGGAGAUUUCUUUGCUAUUAAAGAUGGAACUCUAAAAAUAUAUAAUAACAACAUUAGAAUAAUUAUUAAACUGAAUUAAUUAGAUGUAAAGCUGAAAUUAAUUAAGAUAAUUAAAAAUAAAGUUGUAUUAAAGCAACUGAACUAGUCAGUAAAAUAUAAACUUUGUUAAAGAAAGAAUUUUUGGAUCGAACUAAAAAAGAAGUUUUAUAAUAAAAGAAUUAAGUAAGCAUGUCAAGUGCUGAUCUUAUAUCAAAAUUAGAUAAGGAAUUAUUAAUUGAUGUAAAUACAAAAAUGUUUGAAGAUUUAGACGUUUAAAAAAAAAAUAUUAUCUUAUACUACUGAUCAUAAAUCGUUUAUUAAUUAGUACACAUUUGACAUGCUAAAAUAGGUUUAAGAUAAAUUGUUAACUGAUUAUUCAAAUAAAUAUAAAAAAGAAUUAAGUUUAUACUUAUAAAGCAUAUAAUAAAAUGCAAAAAUAUUUUUUAAAUAUAUCAAGAAUCAAUAAAAGGAAGUAAAAACAAUUAAAUAUUUUGUUGAAGAUGCUAAGUAAUAAGAUAAAAUAUUUUAUGAAAAUUAUCUUUUUAGAUUACUUAUUUAAUGUCUUCUAGGUAAGAUUGAAGAUAAAAUUGAUAUAAUUGAAAAAUAAUAUACAGAAAUCUUCUAAGUUAGCAAUUACAAUCCUGUAAAUUAUUAGCUUAAGAUAAAUUUGCAAUUAUUAAAUCAACAAGAUCAAUAAGUUUACAAUCUAAAGUCAUUUGUUGAAACAUUAAUUGAAGAAAUUAAUCUAAUCUUAAAAAAUAUAGAUUAAAUAUAAUUUAAAUAGGCUGAAUAUUAACUUGAUGUUGAGUUUGGGAAAUUAAAAUUAUAGAUGAACGGUUGUGAAUAUACAUGUCCAUGUUGCAAAAGAAAAUGUGAUGAAGAUAAUGAUAAUGAUAGUAACCAUAUUCAUAAAUGUUAAAAUGGCCAUUAAAUCAGAGGUAAAGUUAUAACAUAUUUAGGUAUUAAUGGUAUUUUGAUAUCCCAUAACAGCCCAUCAUUAUUUACAUGUGAAGAAAUUCUUGAUUAAUGCAUACUUAUAACACUUGAAACUAAUCUAUAAAAAACAUGGAAAGAAGUCAAAAAAGCACAUUCAAAUUGGAAUUUCAAAAAUAUCUACGAUGCAAAAAAUAAUGAAAAUAAAGAAAAAUGGGAAAAAGUCUGGAAUAUAGGGUUGGGAAGGUUAAUUUGUUUACACUUAGAAAAAUAAUUAAACCAUCAAAUUAUACUCUCAUAAAAAUCAAGUUUUGAAAUUUACAUUUCGAAUAUUCAUUAUAUUCUCAUUCUUGAUGAUUCAGGGUCAAUGUAAGGAGAGAAAUGGGAUAAUGCCAAAAAUGGAGCUUUACAUUGUAUAAAGUCAUUAGAAAAUGCUGAUAGUGCAAAAGUGAGCGUUAUCAUCUUUAACGGAGAUGCAAGAAUAGUAGUAGAAUGUUAAAAACCAAAUUACAGUUAGAUUAGUAGCUGCAUUUCUUAUAAAGGGGGGAAUACUGCGUUUGAUCCUCCAUUUAAGAUGGCUCUCUAAUUGAUUGAAAAACAUAAGGGCUUUAAUAAGUAACAAAAUUUAUAAUAUUAGAAUUUAAAUAUUAUUUUAUACUGAUGGAGAAGCAGGUUAUCCAUAAGCUACAAUUGAUCAAUUCUUUUAGCUACCACCAUAGAUUAGAAGUCGAAUCAGCCUAACAGCCUGUUCUGGAGAAAAAUCUUCUCAUUCAUUAUAAUAAAUGAUCGAGAAGUUCUCAUAACAUAUGUAAUUAGCUUAACUAAAAAAUUCUGUAUAACCAAUGGAAAUUUAGAAAGUUUGGACAGAAGUAGUGAGCAAAAAUAUUCAUUCAUAACUGGUAUGA